GCAGAACCACUUGCAGCGGCUGGAAAGUCAUUUUACUGUGGGGUGGUGAAGGUCGGAAGGCAGCGGUGUAGCAGAGCAGCAGAAAUGGUUGACGCAUUUCUAGGAAAAUGGAUCUUAAUCAAAACGGAAAAAUUUGACGAGUACAUGGCUGAACUAGGAGUGGGUAUGACCCUAAGGAGCUUGGCUAAAAUGGCUAAACCCACGACUACAAUUUCCAAGGACGGCGAUACAAUCACCAUAGCAACCGACAGCACGAUAAAAAGCACAAAGAUUCAUUUCAAAUUCGGGGAGGAGUUUGAUGAGACCACAGCUGACAAUAGGAAAACCAAGACUACAGUGGUAAUGGAUAAUGGCAAAAUAGUCCAAACACAACGGUGGGAUGGAAAAGAAACAACCCUGGUUAGAGAACUGAUUGAUGAUAAACUAAUAUUGACUUGUACCAUGGGAGAUACAGUGUGCACGAGAACCUAUCAGAAGCCAAAUUGUUGAUCUGGAACAAGGAUUGGAUUGGCUCUUUUUCAGUGAUCCACACUUGCUGCUUUUCUACUGGAGUAUCCCCUCAGUAUUUUGUAUAAACUAGGACUGUUCUUUUUCAUGACAUUUUUUGGUUAUACUUUGUAGCCUUGAACUGUUUUUUUUUAAAAAGUAAACUUCAUGGGUUAUGCUAGGAUUUUGUAUGACUUUGAAAUCAAAUGUAAUUGAGUGCAUUCCUUGAUAUACUUUCAUUAUGGAAGCAUUAAACAUUUCUAAUCUGAAAUGGCAUGAUUAAAUAUGGUUCCAUGACCUUUAUGCUAAUUAGAUACUGUGAUAUUCUUCAUAGAAAAUAGCUAAUUUUGGGUAUAAUCGUGAUAACAUGAAGGAUUUUAAUUCUAGGAAGAAAGAAAUGUGUAAUUUCUCAAGGCUAUGCAAGGUGUUCCCAGAUGCAUAUGAUUAAACAAAUUAUUGCUCAAUAGUGGGCAAUUAAGAUGUUAAGCAUUACUUAGCCUAUUACUUGUUCAAUUGCCAUGUAUACUUACAAAUACAAAUUGUACAUUGCUCGCUGUUACAGCAUGUGCCUACCUGAAAUUCUAAUUUCUGAAGUUAUGGCAACCCUUGCAAUUUUUCAGUAUUAUGGAAGUUAAUACACAAUAGAGCCAAUGUACAAAAAGAAUGGUCCUGUGUACAAAUGGUGGGGGGGAAAAAGCAAAUUUGUGCAGCUUUAAUAAAAUUUAUGAACAAAGCAA
Molecule: messenger RNA, 1223 nt
Organism: Hypanus sabinus (Atlantic stingray)
Lineage: Eukaryota; Metazoa; Chordata; Chondrichthyes; Myliobatiformes; Dasyatidae
Product: fatty acid-binding protein, liver-like
Exons: 4
Coding region: 85-489 (134 amino acids)
Biological process (GO): fatty acid transport
Cellular component (GO): nucleus; cytosol
Molecular function (GO): fatty acid binding
Source: RefSeq, a predicted model, not a curated record